AUGCGUUGGUCGACUAUCACAUCUGGGUUGCUCUCAAUUGCGGCAGUAGCAGGAGCGCGGGACUUUCAACAUGUUGGCAGACAAGCCCCUCGCACAGCUCCGGCUGGCGACAAUUUCAUGUCACACUAUCUCGCGACCCGGCAGACAACCGAGCCAAAGUUCUUGAAUGAUAACACGACGAGUUUCGCAGUCAACGGCACUGGAAUUCCAGACGUCGACUUCGACGUUGGAGAAUCCUAUGCCGGCCUUCUCUCGAUCACUGAUGAUCUGUCAGCAGCUGAAAAGCUGUACUUUUGGUUCUUCCCAUCAACAAACAAAGCCGCCGACAAAGAGAUCUUACUUUGGCUCAACGGAGGGCCUGGUUGCUCGUCGCUAGAGGGCCUCAUCCAAGAGAACGGUCCCUUUCUGUGGCAGUAUGGCACAUACAAGCCGGUCCCCAAUCCAUGGAGCUGGCAUCGACUGACAAACAUUGUCUACAUUGAGCAGCCAGUUGGCACUGGUUUCUCGCAGGGCAACGUCACGGCAACAAGCGAGGAGGACGUCGCUGAGCAGUUCAUGGGCUUCUGGAAGAACUUCAUUGAGCUAUUCUCGAUGCAAGGAUACAAGGUCUACAUCGCCGGCGAAUCUUAUGCAGGCAGAUACUGCCCGUACAUUGGUUCUGCCAUGCUGGACGCCAACGACACUACCUAUUACGACGUGUCGGGCCUCAUGAUCUAUGACCCGACACUCAUGGAUGAUAUCGUGCAGACCAGUCACACUGUCGUUCCUUUUGUCGACUAUCAUACCAACUUGAUGCCGUUCAACAACUCAUACAACGACUACCUUCAUGAGCAGCACGAGUCUUGCGGUUUCGCAAACUUCUCGGCUACUUAUCUGCAAUACCCGCCCCCUGGCCCCCAGCCAAGCACAGACGGACUUUCAGAUGAGUGUGCGAAUCUCUGGGGUUCUGUAUACACCGAAAUGUUCUCAAUUAAUCCUUGUUUUGAUGUGUACCAAGUCGCCACGACCUGCCCUUUGCUAUGGGACGUACUUGGCUUUCCCGGGUCUCUCUUUUAUAUCCCAGAGGGCUCGUUGGUCUAUUUCAAUCGCACCGACGUUCAGAAAGCCAUCAACGCACCCCUUGGUGCAUGGGACGAGUGCGCAUCUGGAGAUGUGUUUGUGGAUGGCGACAGCUCUGUGCCAUCUGGUUACGCAGCUCUGCCCAACGUCAUCGACAAGACGCAGAACGUCAUCAUCGGCCACGGUAUCCUUGAUAUGAUCUUGCUCGCCAACGGCACGCUUCUAUCCAUCCAGAACAUGACGUUCGGUGGUAAGCUCGGCUUCGAGAACGCGCCUACCGAGCCGUUCUACGUGCCGUACCAUGCCCUGAGCACCGCCGACACCAUCGGAUCUGAGGAAGACCAAACGGCCCUGGCGACUUUGGCUGCUGCCGGUGUCCUGGGCAAGGCGCAUACGGAACGUGGUUUGACGUACGUAUCUAUCGACAUCUCGGGUCACAUGGUGCCCCAAUACGCACCCAGCGCCGCUUACCGGCAACUGGAGUUCCUGCUCGGACGUGUCAGCAGUCUCAGCGACACCACACCCUUCGAGACGGACGCCGAUGCGCCGCAGUCUGCGGGCCCCCUGGGCAACGGUACGGGCCCGUCGACGGUCUAUGACAUCACGGAAACAAGCGAUGCGUCCUCUGCAUCGAACUCUACUGUCGCAACCCCAUCCGGCGCUGGGGCUGCGGAAGCUAGCCUUUUGAACAUCGCCAUGACAUUCAUUGCCAUUGGGUCGAUCUUCUUGUUCUAA
This is a messenger RNA of Truncatella angustata, 1794 nucleotides long. Its product is annotated as Alpha/Beta hydrolase protein. NCBI's taxonomy places the organism in Eukaryota, Fungi, Ascomycota, Sordariomycetes, Amphisphaeriales, Sporocadaceae. Gene Ontology annotation, biological process: proteolysis. Bases 1 to 1794 code for a protein of 597 amino acids. Gene Ontology annotation, molecular function: serine-type carboxypeptidase activity. The transcript is spliced from 3 exons. The record is from RefSeq and is a predicted model, not a curated record.